Messenger RNA from Prorocentrum cordatum, 916 nucleotides. Lineage: Eukaryota; Dinophyceae; Prorocentrales; Prorocentraceae. The record is from the annotation of a GenBank genome assembly.
CUCCGCUCUGUGUGGAGAAGUGCGUCGCCGGGGUCUCAGGGCAGCUCUGGGAGAUCUUGGGCCUGGGCCCAGAGAUCCGUUGUCGUGAUUUUGUCAAGGCGGGGUCCCCGGAAGCCUCGACCCAUUCCCCAGGACCGGUUUUUCAUGCCGAGUCGUUUUUUGAGGGUCCCGGGGCCCGGCGAGGGCCGCUAGAUGCCGAAACUCGAGAAAAAACCUCCGUCUUGAUUUUUUCAAUGCGUUGGAGGUCUGGGGGGCGCUCCUGUCAACGCCCGGACCUCGUGCGGGAAGCGAACCUUGCCCUCGGCGGCGGAAGGGACGUCCACGGGGACGAUGACGCCGUCUGCCAGCAGCUCUGCGACCACAUCCCGCCCGGGAAGAGGGCCGAGCUCGUGGAGAGCGUCCGACGCUUCGCCGCGGGCGACGACGCGGCGCUGCGGUUCCCGCCCACGCUGAGCAACCUGGAGACCAGGGGAGAAAAGCUGGUCCACAGGGAAGCGGAGGCGCACGGCCUUCACCACGAGAGCUCUGGCGCGGGGGCGAAGCGGCGCAUCCAGGUGUCUCGCCGCGCGGGGGACAGCAAGCCGCCCGCGGCUGCGCUCGUAGGGCAAGAGGCCCCCCCUCGGGGGAGGCCGCCGGCGCGCUUGCCCGCCGGCGAAGCCGGGGCGCGCUGCCCCUGCAGGCGCGGCGCGCAGAGGGCGGCUCGCCUGGCCGCUUCCCGCCGCACUCGGCGUGCGCGCUUCUCUUUCCUCUAUUACCAACCCCCGCUCGUCCUCUUCCUGUCUACGCCUUCGGAGGCGCCGCAGUACCGGCCAGCAGCGUCCGCUAUUGCUAGUGUCGCGCCGCCGGUUCCAGCCCGCGACGCUUCGGCGCGACACGCGAACCGCGUCCCAGUCCCCAGACAGCAGCGUCCUGAGCC